Messenger RNA from Tarenaya hassleriana, 3242 nucleotides. RefSeq names its product DNA gyrase subunit A, chloroplastic/mitochondrial. The transcript has 28 exons. NCBI's taxonomy places the organism in Eukaryota, Viridiplantae, Streptophyta, Magnoliopsida, Brassicales, Cleomaceae. Bases 142 to 3045 code for a protein of 967 amino acids. Gene Ontology annotation, biological process: DNA topological change. Gene Ontology annotation, cellular component: DNA topoisomerase type II (double strand cut, ATP-hydrolyzing) complex; chromosome; cytoplasm. Gene Ontology annotation, molecular function: ATP binding; DNA binding; DNA topoisomerase type II (double strand cut, ATP-hydrolyzing) activity. The record is from RefSeq and is a predicted model, not a curated record.
UCCUUGGAGCAAAGGCCAAAAGUCUUGAUUCUUGAACUUGGCGCCUGAGAAACCCUCCGUUGAGUCGCUUCCCUCUCUUCUAGGGUUUUAGCCUAUCCGGUUCUGAAACCCUAAGACCAUCAAGCUUCUCCCCUCUUGGGCAUGUCUGCGUUGUGCCAUUCUACCUUACCCACCUCUAACCCUGCCUUUAUCAUGUCUCUCUCCUCCACUCUCCGUCUCUCUACUUCCCUCCUCCGCCGCUCCCUCAACCCCACCCGUCUCUUCCGUUUCCCGCAAUCCGACCCACUUCGUCUAUCCCGCCACGAACUCGCCGGAGCUCGGUUCUUCUCCUCUCGCACUUCUCGGCCCGUCCGUGUCGUCGGCGCCGCAAAGCGCGCGGACGAGCAGUUCAAUGAGGAGAACAAAGGAGCCAACAAUGGCGGUUUGUCGGCUUCUGGGGGUGAUAGCUACGGUCCACGUGUUGUGUCCACCGAGCUUCACAAGGAGGCUACUGAAUCGUACAUGGCGUAUGCGCUCUCCGUUUUGCUUGGUCGAGCACUGCCUGAUGUUAGAGACGGUCUGAAGCCUGUUCAUCGAAGAAUUCUUUAUGCGAUGCAUGAGUUGGGACUGUCUUCGAGAAAGCCAUUCAAGAAAUGUGCUCGAGUUGUUGGAGAGGUUUUAGGUAAAUUUCAUCCGCAUGGAGAUACAGCAGUUUAUGAUUCACUUGUCCGGAUGGCCCAGGAUUUCUCCUUGAGAUGCCCCCUUAUCCAAGGCCACGGAAAUUUUGGUUCCAUAGAUGCAGACCCUCCUGCUGCUAUGCGUUACACCGAAUGCAGGCUCGAUGCUCUGUCAGAAGCUAUGCUAUUAGCUGAUCUUGAUCAAGAUACGGUCGAUUAUUUGGAUAACUUUGAUAAUUCUCAAAAAGAGCCAUCAGUGUUACCUGCACGUCUUCCUGCUUUAUUGCUGAAUGGUGCUUCGGGGAUUGCGGUUGGGAUGGCAACAAAUAUUCCUCCUCAUAAUCUUGGAGAGUUGGUAGAUGUGCUUUGUGCUUUAAUCCGUAAUCCUGAAGCCACGCUGCAAGAACUGUUGGAAUACAUGCCUGGGCCUGACUUCCCUACUGGGGGAAUAAUCAUGGGAAACCUCGGGAUUUUAGAUGCUUACCGCACUGGUCGAGGACGUGUUGUAGUCAGAGGAAAAACUGAAGUUGAAUUGCUGGAUCCAAAAACAAAGCGCAAUGCGGUUAUUAUUAAAGAGAUUCCUUACCAGACAAACAAAGCUUCGCUGGUUGAGAAGAUUGCUGAGCUUGUUGAAAAUAAGACACUAGAGGGCAUUAGUGACAUACGUGAUGAGAGUGAUCGUACUGGGAUGCGAGUGGUUAUUGAGAUCAAACGAGGAGUAGAUCCUGCACUUGUUCUAAACAACCUUUAUCGUCAUACCGCUCUUCAGUCCAGCUUCAGCUGCAACAUGGUCAGCAUUAUUGAUGGAGAACCUAAACAGACGGGUCUCAAAGAAAUACUUCAGGCAUUUCUAGAUUUCAGAUGCUCUGUUGUGGAAAGACGUGCAAGGUUCAAGCUUUCACAAGCUCAACAGAGAAAGCAUAUUGUUGAGGGUAUUGCGGUCGGACUAGAUAAUUUGGAUAGGGUAAUCCAGAUUAUUAGAGAGGCCUCAAGUCACUCCUCUGCUGCUGCUGGUUUGCGAAAUGAAUUUGGUCUUUCUGAGAAACAAGCUGAGGCAAUAAUGGAAAUAAGCCUUAGAAGACUCACUCUUCUUGAGCGAAAAAAAUUCACGGGCGAGAGUAAUUCCCUGUCGGAGCAAAUUGCAAAUUUGGAGGAGCUGUUAUCAAGCAGAACUAAUAUAUUACAGGUAAUCGAACAAGAAGCAAUAGAGCUGAAGGACAGAUUCUCAGGCCCCAGGCGCUCAGUGCUCGAGGAUUCUGAUAGUGGUGAACUGGAAGAUAUCGAUGUCAUUCCAAAUGAAGAGAUGCUUUUGGCAAUCAGUGAAAAGGGCUAUGUUAAGAGGAUGAAGGCUAAUACAUUCAAUCUUCAGCAUCGUGGCACUAUUGGUAAAUCCGUUGGAAAACUGAGAGUUGAUGAUACAAUGUCGGAUUUUCUUGUUUGCCAUGCACAUGACCAUGUCCUCUUUUUCAGUGAUCGUGGUAUAGUCUACUCGUCCCGGGCAUAUAAAAUUCCGGAAUGUUCCCGUAAUGCAGCCGGGACACCAUUGGUUCAGAUCAUAUCUCUUUCGAGUGGAGAAAGAAUAACUUCAAUCGUUCCUGUUAGUGAGUUUGGCCAAGAUCGUUAUCUUCUGAUGCUUACGAUGAAUGGAUUCAUCAAGAAAGUUGCUGUGAAUUUGUUCUCUGGAAUACGUUCAACUGGAAUCAUAGCAAUUCAAUUGCUUCCUGGAGAUGAAUUGAAAUGGGUUCGAUGUUGCUCAAGUGACGACCUUGUGGCGAUGGCAUCUCUGAAAGGAAUGGUCAUCCUUAGUUCAUGUGAUGGUGUUCGAACCCUUAGCAGAAAUACAAAGGGAGUAACUGCAAUGAGACUUAAACAAGGUGAUAAGAUGGCGAGCAUGGACAUUAUACCAGCUUCCCUACGUAAAGAUAUGGAGAAGAAGUCGGAAGAUCAAUCUAGCGAUAGGAAGAGCUGCAGUGGUGGUCCAUGGCUAUUGUUUGUGUGCGAGAGUGGCUAUGGAAAGCGUGUUCCAGUGAGUAGCUUCCGGAUGUCGCCAUUGUACAGAGUUGGCUUAGCUGGUUACAAGUUUGGGUCCAAUGAUCGUUUGGCUGCUGUUUUCGUGGUCGGUUACUCCUUAGCAGAGGAUGGAGAGAGUGAUGAACAAGUAGUUCUAGUGAGCCAUAGUGGAACUGUCAACCGAAUCAAAGUCAGGGACAUCUCCAUCCGUUCUCGUCGCGCUCGGGGGGUGAUUCUAAUGCGGCUAGAUCACACCGGAAAGAUUCAAUCAGCGUCUUUGAUCUCGGGAGCAGAGGAACAAAGCGAAGGAAUACCUCCUAACGAUGACACUGAAGGUCAAGAAUCUGAAUCAUCCCGAGAGGUUUCUGCAAGCCUGUAAAUUUCUGUUUAUCUUUCUUCUGGAUGUCGCCAUUAUAUAUGCGAAGAGUGUGCCAUCUUGUUUGGGAAUUCCGACAACCUUGCGGUUGAGUAGGAGACAAUCCCAGUACAGGUUGAUCAGUAACACAGUGGUCAUGUUGUUGUUCCCUUAUCUAAUGUCUCUGCAACUAGAAAAAGGAGGAAGUCGACGCAUUUUCA